This is a messenger RNA of Vombatus ursinus (common wombat), 1722 nucleotides long. RefSeq names its product 26S proteasome non-ATPase regulatory subunit 4. Gene Ontology annotation, biological process: proteasome-mediated ubiquitin-dependent protein catabolic process. The coding region runs from base 71 to 1210 and encodes 379 amino acids. Gene Ontology annotation, cellular component: cytosol; nucleus; proteasome regulatory particle, base subcomplex. NCBI's taxonomy places the organism in Eukaryota, Metazoa, Chordata, Mammalia, Diprotodontia, Vombatidae. The record is from RefSeq and is a predicted model, not a curated record. The transcript has 10 exons. Gene Ontology annotation, molecular function: polyubiquitin modification-dependent protein binding.
UUAAGCCAAUAGGAUAAAGCAUUGUUGAGUAGUUCAGACGAGCCGGUCCGGGAGGGAGGAAAGAGGCAAGAUGGUGUUGGAAAGCACUAUGGUGUGCGUUGAUAACAGUGAGUACAUGCGGAAUGGGGAUUUUCUGCCUACACGACUACAGGCCCAACAGGAUGCAGUCAACAUAGUGUGUCACUCCAAGACACGAAGCAACCCCGAGAACAACGUGGGACUCAUCACGCUGGCCAAUGACUGUGAGGUACUUACUACGCUAACCCCUGACACUGGCCGAAUUUUGUCCAAGCUCCACACAGUUCAACCCAAGGGCAAGAUUACCUUCUGUAUUGGCAUUCGAGUUGCCCAUUUGGCUCUGAAACACAGACAAGGCAAGAAUCACAAGAUGCGUAUCAUUGCUUUUGUGGGCAGCCCGGUGGAAGACAACGAGAAGGACCUGGUGAAGCUAGCAAAGCGGCUGAAGAAAGAGAAAGUGAAUGUUGACAUUAUCAACUUUGGGGAGGAGGAGGCAAACACAGACAAACUGACAGCCUUCGUGAACACACUGAAUGGCAAGGAUGGCACCGGUUCGCAUCUGGUGACGGUGCCCCCUGGGCCCAGCCUGGCUGAUGCCCUCAUCAGCUCCCCUAUCCUGGCUGGAGAAGGUGGUGCCAUGCUGGGGCUCGGGGCUAGCGACUUCGAGUUUGGGGUGGAUCCCAGUGCCGAUCCUGAACUGGCCCUGGCCCUUCGUGUAUCCAUGGAAGAACAGCGACAGAGGCAAGAGGAGGAGGCCCGACGGGCAGCAGCGGCCUCUGCUGCCGAGGCAGGGAUUGCCACAACCGGGACCGAAGGUGGGGAUUCAGAUGAUGCCCUGCUGAAGAUGACCAUCAGUCAGCCGGAGUUUGGUCGAAGUGGGCUCCCUGACUUAAGCAGCAUGACCGAGGAAGAACAGAUUGCCUACGCCAUGCAGAUGUCCUUGCAGGGAGCCGAGUUUGGUCAGGCAGAGUCAGGUGACAUUGAUGCCAGCUCAGCCAUGGAUACCUCUGAGCCUGCCAAGGAGGAAGAUGAUUACGAUGUGAUGCAAGACCCUGAGUUCCUGCAGAGUGUCCUGGAGAAUCUGCCAGGCGUGGACCCCAACAAUGAGGCCAUACGAAAUGCCAUGGGGUCACUGGCCUCACAAGCUACUAAGGAAGGCAAGAAGGAAAAGAAAGAGGAGGACAAGAAGUGAGGCCGGAGGGAAGGAGGGCUUGGUCUCCCUGAAAUGGGGCUGAGAAGGGUGUGGGGGGAGUUGUCACAUAGUGUUUAGGUGAAGAUCUUGUGUAACAGUUAAAACCGAAAUAAAGUUUGGUGAUUUUUUUUUCCUUAAAACCAAAACUACCACUUUGGGUGAGGGGAAGGGCUGCACACCAGGAAAAAGGGAAUGAUUGUUUGCCUUGGGCCUCUGUGGAGGGUUCACUGUCGGAAAUAGAUAAAGGAACCAGGAAGUGAGGCGAGCUGAAGAGGGAGCUGUGUUCCUGGGGUAGAAGAAAAGGAAGUUUACCAAACAAGACGGAUAUUGGCUUCAAGUAAAUAGUAGAUCCUGUUUUAGGAGGAUUCAUGGAAUUUAGAGCUGGAGCCCUUCAUUGUACAAAUGAAGAAACUGAAGGCCAGACGUAGUUAAGGACUGGCUCAAGAUCACAGUCACUGAACUAGGAUUCACCCUUGGGCCCACUGACCCCAAAGUCUGCUCUUUCGGUUACA